AUGGUGUUGGCAGUUGAUCUCUUGAACCCUACUCAUGAAUCUGAGAUGAGAAAGCACAAGCUUAAACAGCUUGUCCAAGGCCCUCGCAGCUUCUUCAUGGAUGUCAAGUGCCCUGGUUGCUUCAACAUUACCACUGUUUUCUCCCACGCUCAAACCGUUGUUAUCUGCGGCUCUUGUGCUUCCGUUCUUUGCCAACCCACAGGUGGUAAGGCUCGCCUCAUGGAAGGCUGCUCUUUCAGGAGAAAGAACUAA
Molecule: messenger RNA, 252 nt
Organism: Schizosaccharomyces osmophilus
Lineage: Eukaryota; Fungi; Ascomycota; Schizosaccharomycetes; Schizosaccharomycetales; Schizosaccharomycetaceae
Gene: rps27
Product: 40S ribosomal protein S27
Exons: 3
Coding region: 1-252 (83 amino acids)
Biological process (GO): translation; ribosomal small subunit assembly
Cellular component (GO): ribosome; cytosolic small ribosomal subunit
Molecular function (GO): RNA binding; structural constituent of ribosome
Source: RefSeq, a predicted model, not a curated record